AGCCCUCGACCUUCCAACCAGCCAGGCUUCUCCGAGGUGAGGACUCCUGUCUGCUGAGACGCUGGAAAACCUAGUUUGGGAGAAGAGUGAAGAUACAGUUGAUGCUGAACGACAGCCAAGGAUGAAGCGGCGAGCAUCAGACAGAGGAGCUGGGGAAACAUCCACUAAGGCAAAAGCUCUUUGUACAGGGAUCUCUGGAAAUAAUGCCAAGAGAGCGGGCCCUUUCAUACUGGGUCCACGUUUAGGUAACUCCCCUGUGCCAAGUAUUGUUCAGUGUUUGGCAAGGAAGGAUGGGACAGAUGACUUUUAUCAGCUAAAGAUUCUCACCUUAGAAGAAAGGGGGGAUAAAGGAAUAGAAACACAGGAAGAACGACAGGGCAAGAUGCUGCUGCACACGGAGUAUUCUCUCCUUUCCCUGCUCCACAAUCAGGAAGGAGUGGUUCAUCACCAUGGGCUCUUCCAGGACCGAGCUUGCGAAAUUAUAGAAGAUCUGGAAGCCAACAGAAUGGUCAGAAAAAUGAAGAAGCGCAUUUGCCUUGUGUUAGACUGUCUCUGUGCUCAUGAUUUCAGCGACAAAACAGCAGAUCUGAUCAAUCUGCAGCAUUAUGUGAUUAAGGAGAAGAGGCUCAGCGAGCGAGAGACGGUUGUGAUAUUUUAUGACGUGGUACGAGUGGUGGAAGCAUUACAUAAGAAAAAUAUUGUGCACAGAGACUUGAAACUAGGAAACAUGGUGCUAAACAAAAGGACUCAUCGGAUAACCAUAACGAACUUCUGCCUGGGGAAGCACCUGGUGAGUGAGGAUGACCUUCUGAAGGACCAGCGGGGGAGCCCUGCCUACAUCAGCCCCGAUGUGCUCAGCGGUCGGCCGUACCGUGGCAAACCCAGCGACAUGUGGGCGCUGGGCGUCGUGCUCUUCACCAUGCUCUAUGGCCAGUUCCCCUUCUAUGACAGCAUACCUCAGGAGCUCUUCCGCAAAAUCAAGGCUGCCGAGUACACCAUCCCUGAGGAUGGUCGGGUCUCAGAGAACACUGUGUGCUUGAUCCGAAAACUGCUCGUCUUGGAUCCGCAGCAGCGCCUGACAGCUUCUGAAGUGCUGGAUUCUCUCAGCUCCAUCAUAGCAUCCUGGUAUGUUGCAGAGGAUGAGCUCCUCGAGCUCCAGCUGCGGUCAGCACAGGGCAUCAGAGGAUGUGCUGUGGGAGCUGCAGAAAAGCAUUAAAUCCUGUAUGUGAAGCUCUGGGGGCUGCUGGUGGUGCACACUCGGUGCCCGUGCUGUCACACAGACUGCGCUCAUGGAGUUACAGAGCACUGCUGGGUGCAGGAGGGCUUUUGUUGCUGUGCUCCCCAGCUCACCCCAUAUUUGACUCUUAAAUCUGAGUGGUCAGGAAUAUCACACACGUACAUGCAGCCAAAUCUAGAUGCUUCCCGUAAGCUCAUGAGGGGCUCUGCACUGCCCCUAAGUGUAAGCAAGCAGAUCUCCAAGAAGAGAAGAGCAGGAGACACUGCUACAGAGGAGCACUCUACAUUGCAGGGUGAGAGGCCUUUUAAGGAUAAAUCUGGUGCCAGGACUGGCACGGACAACAGACAGAGAGGUUCCAGGAGCACGCUCCAGCAGAAACUCAUCCCGACAGUCUGUGAUUUGUGCAGCCCUCUCCCCAGCCCUGCGACCUUCUGUCUGCUCCGAGCAGCACAGCCAGGCCAAGUUCUUGUUCUGCUUGUUGAG
Meleagris gallopavo (turkey) is the source of this 1720-nucleotide messenger RNA. Lineage: Eukaryota; Metazoa; Chordata; Aves; Galliformes; Phasianidae. The record is from RefSeq and is a predicted model, not a curated record.